GUUUCACAGCGUGAAGCGGUCCUUUCAAGUAUUUGUAAUUCUCGACAAAAUGGGGGGUAUCGGUACGGAAAUCAGCGUUGCACACGCCUCAAUAGUCAAAAAUCUACCUCAUCGCAUCAGUCAAGUUACAGUAUUUGUAUCGGUAAUUCUCGUAAUCACUUUGAUUAUGGUCGCUGCGCACGUUGUUCGUUUGAUUAUGGCAAUGCAAAAGAUGUCAAAGGCACCCCAAGUACCUACUGCUAUUGUCAUUCAGCCAAAAGAAAAGCAUAAGAAAGCUGCAAAGCAAAAGAAAAAGGCUUCAUUAGCAUGCAAACAUCGCAGUAAUUAUAAUCUGCCAUCGAAACUAAUGAUGGUUGACAUUGAGGUAAAGAAAGAGACCGAAGAAGAAAAGAAGAAAAAGAAAAAGAAAGAAGCCGAAGGUGUAAAUCCUGUGACGAAUAUGGCUAUCUCGGCUCCACCUCCAUACAAAACACUCAAGCCAGCAGAAGGAUCAGCACCGGGCCAACUCGCCGUUGUCCCAACGCUGGCCAACGAAUCGACACGAACUUCAGAGAUGGCAAGUGCAAAGGCAGAUCCAGGAAAAUCCGGCGGAACCGUAGUUAAAACUGUCAGGACCGAAACCGUUACCACGACGGUCAAAACCGAGAAAUCAAGCGAUAGUGCAGAAAAGUGAAGCAGAUAAUGCUAUUCUUUCAAGC
Messenger RNA from Cylicocyclus nassatus, 698 nucleotides. Lineage: Eukaryota; Metazoa; Nematoda; Chromadorea; Rhabditida; Strongylidae. The record is from the annotation of a GenBank genome assembly.